AAGGGACCCAAAUGAAAAUAUCACCAUAUCCAACCAAGUUCAUAUAUAUUAAUGACAUCGCUGCCACUUCGCCGCACGUUUCCAUUCGGAGAUCCAUCCAUCUCCAUCCAAUUCCGCCUCUCUUCAGUUUUCAAGCAAUCCCCCACUCCACUUCUUCGAUUCUGCCACACAAACCGAAACUCACCACCGAUAGCGCUUCCAUGGAUCACUUCCUCCGCCACCAUCGCCGCCGGCUCGUGCUCUUCCUCUUCCUCGCCGGAGUUCUUUCGGUCGGGACGAUGGCGAAAGAAAGAAGGCCCCUCGCCCGCGCCGUCGUCCGACCUUCUUCCCGAAAUAGGCUGCUGCUCGUUGGUUCCUCCCCUCCGGCUUGCCUCGGCCGGUGCCGGGGCUGUGCGCCGUGCCGCGCGGUGCUCGUCGUGAUCCACCCUGGCAGCGUUCCUCCGGAGAAUUACUACCCGCAGGCCUGGCGAUGCGAGUGCCACAACAAGCUCUUCCAACCGUAAACGCCAACCUCUCUUCUUUAAUCACUCAGUUUUUCCAUUUAUUUCAAAAAAAAAAAAAUCAAGAAUUUAUUUCUUUCUCCUUCGUUUGUUUCCUUCUCUUUCGUCUAUUAAUUAUACAGUUCUAGGAAUUAUUAGCACAGUUGGUUUAUGAUCAUCAUCAAGAAGUCACUUUCUUAUCAUUAAUUAAACAGUUCUGUAUUUGUUAUCCUUUUUUAUGGUGUGAACUAUGUAUAUGCUGAUUUAGACACAGAAAUACAUCAAAUAACCACUUUAUUUA
Molecule: messenger RNA, 780 nt
Organism: Zingiber officinale
Lineage: Eukaryota; Viridiplantae; Streptophyta; Magnoliopsida; Zingiberales; Zingiberaceae
Exons: 2
Coding region: 12-503 (163 amino acids)
Biological process (GO): stomatal complex development; guard cell differentiation
Source: RefSeq, a predicted model, not a curated record